GGGCUGCGGUGUGUGGCUGGACACGGCCGGGGUGAAGCGCGGCGCGGAGCAGCCCCUCGGAGCCAACCCCACAGCACCUCUGCGGGUCCUGGCAAGGAGAUGCCGCUCCGCUGCUUCCACACAGAGCAGAGGCUCUCUGCCGCGCACGAAGCAAACCAGGAUCUCGUCCUUCUUCAGCAGAACAGAUGAAACAGACAAGGAAAACUGCAGGCCGCCUCCCUCCGUCCCGCAUAAGGACUGGAAAGGAAAAGGUAUUUCUGUGGCUGCCUGCCCUGUGAAGAUCUUGGCUUUGCCGCGGAUGGAAGGAGCCCAGCACCAACCACCCUUCCGAGGCGAGGAGGGGACAGCACCGGUUACAGCCCAGUGUUGUGCAGAUCCUGUCACAGAGCCACAGGUGGAGGCCUCCAGUGGGGCAGGAGAGGGUCGCUGCUGCUCCAGCCUCGUGCGCUGUUCAGAGGGCACCCAGCUCAUCCCUCACACACACAAGGCCCAGUUGGUGGCUGGAGAAGCAGCUUCGUCCAGCAGCAGCAGGGGAUGCAAACCAGAGAGCCAGGAACCCCCUGAGGAGGCAAAGGCCGGGCUUGACUUCCACUGGAGACUUGGUGCAGAGCAGAAUAAGAAAGCACAGCAAGGGAGCAGUGUUAAUGCUUUAAGUGAUUUUACUGGGAACAGAAACCCCGCUGUCAUGAGCAGCAGGACCGGGGCUCCCGGCUUUCAUCCGGCUCUGCAGGGACCAGGUAGAGCGUGGCCCCUGCGAGAGCGCAGCCAGAACACGGGUGCUGCUUCAGCCGAGGCGGGGUGGGACAGUCCCUGCAGGGAGCUCUUCACCCAGGACUCGGAGGGGAACAGGGUAAUCGCUCACUGGGAGGUCCCAUCUCCAUGCAGGCAGCUCCCCUGCUCUCCCUCCAGGGGCUGUUCCAGCAGCGCUGCAGGAUGGAGCUGGAGCGAAGGGGAGCAGGAGCCGGAGCUGUGCUAUGAGCUGCUGUUCACGCAGGAUUCGGCGGGGGGCAGAGUGAUCAAGCACUGACACGAGCCCUGGAACGGGUUGGGCAGCCUCUGGAAAGCGUUUUGUUUGUCAGCACUGGGCUGGUGUCCCUGCUGCUCCUGUAAGUGUGGCUUAGGCAGCACCUGCAGCAGCCCCGUGCAUCAGGCAGGACCCCUCUGUGCACAUGCUUUAAUAAAGGUAGAACUUGGAAGCAC
This is a messenger RNA of Pezoporus occidentalis (night parrot), 1200 nucleotides long. Its product is annotated as aurora kinase A- and ninein-interacting protein-like. NCBI's taxonomy places the organism in Eukaryota, Metazoa, Chordata, Aves, Psittaciformes, Psittacidae. Bases 299 to 1027 code for a protein of 242 amino acids. The transcript has 3 exons. The record is from RefSeq and is a predicted model, not a curated record.